This is a messenger RNA of Williopsis jadinii, 420 nucleotides long. RefSeq lists its product as uncharacterized. The record is from RefSeq and is a predicted model, not a curated record. The transcript has a single exon. Bases 1 to 420 code for a protein of 139 amino acids. NCBI's taxonomy places the organism in Eukaryota, Fungi, Ascomycota, Saccharomycetes, Phaffomycetales, Wickerhamomycetaceae.
AUGACUUCUAAGUAUUCUCGAACAGUCUGUACUGGUGAUUCAAGAGGUAGAGCUUAUUCAAUGACCAUCAACGGAUGUUUAUUCCAUAGAGUUGAAGGCAUGAUAGCUCAAGAAAAUGGUCAAGAGAAGUUUGCAGAAAUUUAUACACUAGAUUCAGAUUUCGCUACAAACCCUCACAUUGAAUCGCUUAGAGGUGUUCUUCAAAACGAUGAAGAACAAAAUAAACUUGAGGACUACAUUAGGAAGAUUGGUGAGUUUCUCUCUCAACACAAUUGUUAUGCACAAUUAUACUCCGCUAGAGAACUUGUUCAACAGGAAACACCAGAGAUGAGAGUAACUAGAGGAGAAAUUAUCGUGGAAUUUGCGAAUAUUGAACUAACAGCACCAACAAGCCGAGAACAUCAAAUUGCCAGAGGUUAA